AGUGGCAUUCUAAAAGCAAUUUAAAAAUCAUGUCAAGCUCAGUUGAACAGAAAAAGGGGCCUACAAGACAGCGCAAAUGUGGCUUUUGUAAGUCAAAUAGAGACAAGGAAUGUGGACAGUUGCUUAUAUCUGAAAACCAGAAGGUGGCAGCACACCGUAAGUGCAUGCUCUUUUCUUCUGCUUUGGUAUCAUCACACUCUGAUAACGAAAGUCUUGGUGGAUUUUCUAUUGAAGAUGUCCAAAAGAAAAUUAAAAGAGGCACGAAGCUGAUGUGUUCUUUGUGCCAUUGUCCUGGAGCAACAAUUGGUUGUGGUGUGAACUGUCACAGGACAUACCACUACCACUGUGCAUUGCAUGAUAAAGCUCAAAUACGAGAGAAACCUUCACAAGGAAUUUACAUGGUUUAUUGCCGAAAACACAAGAAAACUGCACAUAACUCUGAAGCUGACUUAGAAGAAAGUUUUAAUGAACAUGAAUUGGAGCCCUCAUCACCUAAAAGUAAAAAGAAAAGUCGCAAAGGAAGGCCACGAAAAACUAAUUUUAAAGGGCUGUCGGAAGAUACCAGGUCCACAUCCUCCCAUGGAACAGAUGAAAUGGAAAGUAGUUCCUAUAGAGAUAGGUCUCCACACAGAGGCAGCCCUAGUGACACCAGGCCUAAAUGUGGAUUUUGUCAUGUAGGGGAGGAAGAAAACGAGGCAAGAGGAAAACUGCAUAUAUUUAAUGCCAAGAAGGCGGCUGCACGUUAUAAGUGCAUGUUAUUUUCUUCUGGCACAGUCCAUCUCACAACAACAUCAAGAGCAGAAUUUGGAGAUUUUGAUAUUAAAACUGUACUUCAGGAGAUUAAGCGAGGAAAAAGAAUGAAAUGUACACUUUGCAGUCAGCCCGGUGCUACUAUUGGAUGUGAAAUAAAAGCCUGUGUUAAGACUUACCAUUACCACUGUGGAGUACAAGACAAAGCUAAAUACAUUGAAAAUAUGUCACGAGGAAUUUACAACGUUCUUCUGGAGGGUUAA
Molecule: messenger RNA, 1013 nt
Organism: Zalophus californianus (California sea lion)
Lineage: Eukaryota; Metazoa; Chordata; Mammalia; Carnivora; Otariidae
Product: PHD finger protein 6-like
Cellular component (GO): nucleus
Source: RefSeq, a predicted model, not a curated record